Molecule: messenger RNA, 29422 nt
Organism: Podarcis lilfordi (Lilford's wall lizard)
Lineage: Eukaryota; Metazoa; Chordata; Lepidosauria; Squamata; Lacertidae
Source: the annotation of a GenBank genome assembly
AUGAACUCCGGACAGUCUUCCCACCUCUUGGGCUGCCUCUUGAUGUUUGCGGCUGCUCUGGCCACAGAUCAGAUGCCAAGGCUAACCUUCCGGAAAGGUGAGUAACUCGAAGGACAGGGAUAGCAGCAGCAGCACCCAGGGGGAGAUACUGAAAGGGGGCUUUGAAAAAGAACGAGGGAGAUGUGGAAGAGGGAAGGCAGCCUGGGUUGUGAUGAGUGUUUUCGAUGAUUGCACUGCUUAUGAAUGCAAGCUUGGAAAUGAGUACUGAGAGCUGAAUUUCCACACAGGGUUUGAGUAGGGUUCUUUCCAAAAAACCAAACCAAGCAUGAGUAGGUUUCUAGUCCUCAUGGUGGCAAAGAUAGGCUUGCAACUGCAGCAAUGACACUCAGUUCUGCCGCACUUGUCUUAUGACUUGCACUCUCCCUCACUGAAGCAGCCUCCCAGAACACCUGCGCAAUGCCAACUCACCUUUGGAUUUUAGGUUCUAUCCAACUAAGGCUGUACCAACAUUGCCGCCUUAGAUUGCUGUGAAGUUGUUUGUUUCUCUGGGGCAUUUCACGGCUCUUUCUCCUCUAGCUGUUUGCAUCAGCACGUUCACAUCAUUAGCGCGUCAGAUUUACGCGCCACAGUUUACAUACCACAGGGGCAUUGACAGCAAAGAUGUCUUUUCCCUAUGCAUAGUUCCCAUAGUUCCCUGUGAAGAGGGACUGAUCAUUAACUGCUCUUGAGAACUAUAGCUCUGUGAGGGAAAUAGGGGCCUCCUAACAACUCUCAGCCCCCUGUCCAAACUACAGCUCCCAGAAUUCUUUGGGGGAAGCCUUGACUGUUUAAAUGUACUGUGUGAAUGUAGCCUGGCAUUAUCCUUGAAGGCCAAGCCUCUCUCACACUGGGAGGACAGAGGUUUGGCUCUCCAGAAGGGGGGGCAAACAGGCCAGGCUAAACUGCCACUGGCUCCCCUUCUUCACUUGGGCCUUGCAGCUCAGGCCUGACUCAUAGGUCAGCAGAGCAGCGUGGGAUGUCUUCUUUCCAUGGUGCUGCUAAGACACUUAUUUCUGAAAACCAUAUUAGGGCAAUGUCUUUAUUAGCCUAACCAAAGUGUCCUCACAAAACAUUCUGGGGCACAAUGUAUGUGCUCUUCCAAUGAGCAAUCAGUUGAGGUACACAUUUAAAAAAUGAAGGAACAUGCUUAAAAUGGCCUCCCCUUCUAACACAAUUAGGUAACUUAGGCCCCACUGAUACCAUACAUUUAAAUUAUUAUUUAUUGGAUUUAUAUGCCACCCUAUACCCGCAGGGUGGUUCACAGAAUAAAAUCAUAAUAUAAAACCACAAAAUACAUAAUCAAAAUAAAAACAACAACCCAAUAACCCCCCCCAAAAGGUCAUAGGAUGUCAAGGGGCAGAGGGUGUUAAAUCGCUGAUAGCAGCAGUUAAGAGGCCCUUAUUGCCCACAAUUGUUGCAGCUCCCUGUGAAGAGGAAUGAAUUGUUAAACCACUCUGGGAACUGUAGUUCUGUGAGGGGAACAGGGGCCUCCUAAGAACUCUCAGCACCCUUAACAAACUAUGCCUCCCAGGAUUAUUUAGAGGAAAGCCAUGACUGUUUUAAAUGUAUGGUGUGGCUGUGGCCAAAGAGACAGUGCCCCUGUCUAAGGCCAGCCGGCGAGUUUAUGGUGUCAGAGGUCAGAUUCAAACAAGGGCCGCCUUGAUAUUUUCACCACUAGAGCCACACCACCGUCCAUAUGCACUAACUCAUAUGUUUCCGUGUCCAUACACGUUCAUUGUGCACCAGUGUGGCAUAGUGGUGACAGUGGUGAACCUGGAACUGAGAGGACCCAGGUUCGAAUCCGUGAAGCUCAGUGAGGUGACCUUAGAGCAAUUCCCCAUCUCUUUGGGAAGACCAAACUGAGGAAUUUGCUGCUUUAGGAUGCAAUGGUGUCCCAUCAGCUUUAGAAGGAGGCUGGGCAAAUCAACGGAGGCAUAGGAGUCUCUUCCUAGGAGCCGAGGAUCCUUUGGCCCCUCCAAUAAAAUAUUUGAGGUGGCCAGCCCUCCCCUUCUGAAGUUGAUGUGUUUUGUGAUUGAUUAUGCAGGGCAGGGCUUACCUGGGCUCCCCCAAUAUUUUAUUCAAGUUGGCACCCCUGUGUAGAGGAUAAGGUUAUCGAAGGGUCCAAUCCCGAUGGCUUUGUGUUGGAGGUGGUGUGCCUUUGGAUCCCAGUUGCUGGGGAACAUGAGUGGGGAGAAUGGCUGCUUUUGCACUCGGGUCUUGCUUUCAAGCUCCCCAGAAGAGGCAUCUGGUUGGCCACUGCUUGUGCAUCCAGAGAGAAAGAGAGAUAAGCAUGCAUACUGCCUUGAACUCAUCAAUGGCUGAGGAGCAGUAAUUUUUAUCCCAGUCGACAUCUGCAUUGGAUUUUACAUUGCUUUUAGAUAUGUCUUUAUUGUUAAAUCACUUUGGGAAGUUUCAGGGCAAGUGUUUCCUAAAUGAAAUGAAAUGAAAUGUCAUAAAUGAAUAGAUGGCACUGUUGCGCACUGCCCCAAUCUCGGAGCAGUGAGAGACUCCAGGCACUUACCCAGAGUUUGAUUUCUUUAGGAAUGAAGGACAGCAGAGACUGGGGUGUCCUUAGGAGAUAUAAUUUUAUUCACACAUAUAUACAAGCUGAGCAUGGGGUGGAGUGGGGGUGGAGGCUCAAAGCGUUAACAUCCCACCAGAUCUUGCCUCCUCAGCCAAAACUCCCACAUACAAAUUCAUGGAGGAUAAGGAUCCACAAUACCUCUGCUCUGCCUCCAUGGUCGGAGGCAACAAUGGUUCUGAAUCCCACAGGAGGGGAGAGGGAUCUUGGGAUCAGGUGCUGCCAGCAGAUUUCCCACAGGCACCUGAGUGGCCACCAUGAGAACAGGACAAUGGACUCGAUGGGCCACUGGCCUGUUCCAGCAGGCUCUGCUUAUGUUCAUAUGUUCUUACACAAAGCCCUUCCAUUGGCUUAUUGUUUCUUUUCCUAGGAUGAUGGUGGCAUCCAGCUGGAUGAGGGGUGUGUGGGAAAUGCCCAGGUUCGCCUGGUGCCUUCAUUAUAUAUUUUUAGGCGACAGGCAUAAACGUUCCUCUUCAACCAGGCCUUUGGCUGAUUGACAUCCUACAGCCUUUUAAUUGUAUCUGUGGGAAGGUGGGGGCUAUUAUUUUGUUGUUUUGGUUUAAUUAUUUACUGUGUUUUAUCUUGUAUUUUAUUCUGUGAACCACCCUGAGAUCUUUUGAUGAAGGGCAGUAUAUAAAUAAAAUAAUAAAUACAAUACCUGGAGAGCAUCAUCACCAGGUUGCUGAUGAGAAUGCUUUACCGGCCAUCUGAAGUCAUGGUCUGGUCUGACUGGUUCAUCUCACCUUGGGUUGCUUGGAGCAGACUCCAUUGAGAUGAAUGGACAUGACCAACUUUGCUCCAUGAAUUUCAGCAGAUCUGCUCUGAGUAGUGCUAGCAGUGGCCCCAAUCCUCUGCCUAUAUGCUCAUUGCUCACACAAAUGCAUGUUUGUGGUACGCAAGUGAGAAGAGGGGCAUCCUUCCUCCACACUGGCUUAAUUUAGCAGCCCACAGCUCUGGCCACUGAACUGCUCUGUGCAAAGGAAACUUAUCAAGUGGCCAGAGGGUGGGAGGAAGACGGAGGGUGGCAGCAGUUCCUUUGUCAACCCAAAAUAGAGCCGGUGUGGUAAAAGCAGCAUCUUCCGGCAGUAAUUACUCGGACAUCUGUGCUGCCGACGUGUAGGAAACAAACAGCAUCUGCUGCCUCUCCAGCCCAUUGAUUCCUUCUCUCUAAUCGUUUUUUGCUGUGAGAUGGAGACUGGAGUGGGUCAGAAAGAGAAAAGUGGGCAGGGGCUGGCUGUGGACUAGAGAGGAAGCUGCAGCAGACUAAGUCCAACCCUGUACCAUGGCUCUUCCCCUCCGAAUAAAACAAGGUUCUAGACCACAUGUUUCUGAAUAAAGGGCUGCUUUUAAUAAGAAGCUGCCUUGCACAAAAUCAGACCAUUGCUCCGUCUAGCUGUCAGGACUGUCAAGACAGACUGGUAGUGGCUCUCCAUGGUUUCAGGCAGUGGUCUUUUCUGGCCCUACUUGGAGAUGCCACAGAUUGAAGCUGGAACCUUGUGCAUACAAAGCAGAUGUUCUGUCAUCACACUAUGACGCCCCCCUCCCCCACCCAACCUGGACCUAGGGAAACUCCAUGGAUGCUGUACAGUGCAAACUAAGUGCACUUAAACCUCUGGAAGCCAAUGUACACAAGACCGUUUCAGGCCUAGAGCCAAAAUUCUUGUGGGUUUUUUGGAAGGAGAAGGGAGGGAGGGGAGGACCCUAAAAAUACACUUGUGCAUGGGUGGGUGUCGGGGAGAGGGUAUUUUUUUAAAUUUAAUUUAAAUGUGGGUUACAUAAUCUGAACUUCCAACUCAAACCAAAUCCUCAAAGUGGAGAUUAAUAUAUAUAUCAUUGUGCGCACCCCUCCAGAGCAUGAGAAAUUUUGGGAAGGACCUUGGCUCGAUGGGAGAGCAUAUGUGUUUAGCUAACUGAAGGUCCCAGGUUUUAACACCGUGAUGUCUCCAAGUAGUGCUAUGAGAGAUCCCAUCUGAAACCCUGGAUUGCUGCUGCCAGUCAAGGAAAUAGGAUGAAUGACCAGUCCCAAUGGAUGAAUGGGCAGUUCCAGUAUAAGGAAUCUUCCUAUUUACAGUAAAUCAGACUUUUUGUUCAGAAACGUGGACUAGAAACAUACCGUACUUUGUUUUGAGGGGAUGGACCCCAUAGUUGUGGGGCUGAGCAUCUAAUACCUGCACUGCAUGCAGAAGCUCCUAGUUUCAGCUCAGGAGUAGAGCAUCUGCACUGCGUUCAGAAAGUCCCAUCUUCAAUGCCCAGCAUCUCCAAGAAUUGCUAGGGAAAAAAUGCUGCCUGAAACCCCAGAGAGCCACUGCCAGUCAUUGUAGGCCAUGCUGAGCUAGAUGGACUAAUGGUCAGACAGACUCAGGAUAAGACAGCUUCCCAUUUUCCUAAAUUCCAGUAGCGCUGCACUCACUCAGGCUUGGUGCCCUUUGGAAUGAGACAGCUGGGGGUUUGCUGCCAGUUUAUAACUCAGAGCCAUUUACAGAUAUACCAGUUGUGUGGAGGGGAUGGAGGCACCCAGCCAAUGUCUUCUGCUCUCAUAUAAGACUUUAGGGUGACUGCCAGCACCCUAAGAACCCCAAACUCUGCUCUCUGUGUCUAUUCUCAGUAUGGACCGUCUUCCCUUUGCACAGACCCCUGGAUGACAUCCUUUGCUUUUCAGAUGGCAGGAGAAGAGCUGCUUCAGAACAUUAAAAAUAGGAAUGGUCCUGUAUCCAGAAACAAUUGGCUAGCAAUUUAGUUCCCAUGGCAACAUAUUGCCAGGCUAUUGACACUCUGUCAAAUCCAGGUGUUGCUUCAGGAUAUUGCUGCACUGAUAGCCCUGCUCACAUAACAACAUGCGUGUGCUUGUAUGCAUAUUUUAAGAAUGCUCCCAAAAAUCUCAUUUGAUUUUCUUGCUAGAUUUCUUCUUUCUGAAGCAGUACCAGUGCAUUAGGAAUUACCCCUUGUUCUUUUAAUGUUAAUUAAAAACCCUGAAGCUUGUAAUGUUCCUGUGCAGAAGCUGUCUCAUACCAUUGUUCCAUCUAGCUCAGUAUCAUCUACACUGACUAGCAGCAACAUUCCCAGGAUUUCAGGCAAGGGUGUUUCUCAGCCCUACCUGGAGAUGCCGUCGGAGACUGAAUCUGGGACCUUCUGCAUACAAGGCAGAUGGUCUGCCACUGAGCUACGUCCCUCCAUUUGUGCUUCCUCUCAAUGCCUUGCCAUGCUACUGAUGUGCAUGUAGGCUUUAAGAAAAUAUUGCAAGGUUGCAGUCUCAAUGGGAUUGUGUGCACAAGUGCUUAAAAUUCUGUUUGGUGUAGAGUUUAUGCAAGUCCACAGGAGUGUAUGUGCGCACAUCAGUAAAACACAUGCAAGAAAUGCACAGUCAGGUUUGCUUCUUUGCAGUGUUUUGGUGGCUCAGUGCAUACUUGUGUGAUGUUACUAUAGCACAGAGCAAUGAGAAAUGCAAAUUCGACUGCUUUUCUCCAAUUAUGGAAUUAAUUUUAGGACAUCUCCAACUUAAAUCAGAAUCCAGGUGGACUGGAAGGCUGAGCAGAGUCAUCUCACUGGCUCUGCUCAGAAAGAAGGAGAAGGGGUCCGUCUGCUCCAUUGCUAGAGAAGUCAAGGAGAAGAACUAAAAGCUAAAUCAAAGAGGGAGCUCUUAGUCUCUGUUUCUAUAUGUUGGGAGGGGGCUGCAAGGUGUUCUUGGUCCCCAAACCAACCACUGCAGCCCUUGGGGCCUCCAAAAGUUUGCCUACCCUUGCUCUUGCAGGCCAGCUCAGUGUUUUAAUUCUAAUCUGAACUGCAUCUCACCACUUCCUUCCUCUAAGGUUGUGGUGAGUUUUAAUUCAGAGAAGUACUGACAGUGUCAGCUCAGAGUGAAUAUUGCUGCAGAUGUUGGCAAGUAUUGUUGGUGUGUUCAUUGGCUGAAGGGCCCGAACGGAUGCAUGGGCAGCUAGAGACUCCAGGGCACAGGCCCCAGUGGCUUCCACAGGAACCUAAGAACUUGCCUUUUAUAAAUUCAUCUGAUUCAGUAUUGUCUGCCCUAACUACCAGCAGCUCCCCCAGGGUUGCACAUGGGGGUCGUCCCCCCCCCCCAAUCUUGCUUGGAAAUGCCAUCGGACAAACUUUCUGCACAUAGAAAAGAUGCUCUACCACUGAGUUAUAGUCCUUUUCAUUUGGAUCUUGACACAACUUGUGGGGAAGGACAAUAGCUCAGUGGGAGAGCCCUUGCAAGCAGAAGGUCCCAGGUUCAAUCCCCAACAUCAUCUGGGUAGGACUAGGAGAGGCCCUGCCUGAAACUCUGUAGAGUCAUUGCCAUCCACAGUAGACAAUGCUGAGAUAGAUGAGCCAUCUCUGUCUAAGUAGGCUUCCUAUGUCUCUGUGUCCUUGUGCAUAGGCCCGAUCCCAAGCAAAUGUAACUCUGACACCAGUGUUAAGGAAGCCAUAGAAAGCUUGCGGCGAUAUGUUACUGUUUGGGGUGGGGGCUGCCUAACUGGGGAGGGGGCAGUCGCAUAGAAUCUGUUAACAAUGUUCUUUCUAUAUACCCCUUUCCUGCCGCAAAGUCCAAGUGUUCUAACUUUGCAUUUCCUAAUCCCUACCCUUGAUAAAUCACUCUCUCCCUUUACUUAUUUGCUUCCUAGAUUCUAGGUUGGAAACCUCCAACCACAUUUCCUGGGCAGCUAUUUUGCCCAUCUUUGCCUUGGGGGGGGGGGGCUUAGCAUAUAAGUUAUCAUAGAAUCAUAGAGUCAGAAGGCACCAUGAGGUUCAUUUAGUCCAACCCCCUGCAAUGCAGGGGUUUGCAUCUGUCCCAUACAGGGAUGGAAUCUGCAACCAUGGCUUUAUCAGCACCAUGCUCUAACCAGCUGAGCUGGCAUUGUGACGUCAAUGCAUCUUGUCCUUACUGCUGGCACAUGGAAAUACUUGGGCAGUGAAGUAAGAUGCUGGCCUUGCCCUCACUUCUCCAUCAGGUCACCAUGGCUUUGCAAAGUUAAAUGGGUAAUUUCCAACCUGUCUCCCCUUUAAAAAAGGAGGAACUUAUUCCCGGACUCUGCCUUUCCGCCUCCAGCCCAUCAACCACCAUUGGGGCAUGUGGUUAAUCCUGCCCUGUGUGUGCAUUGGGUGCAGCCAAAUUCUGUUGCAGCAUUUCCUGUGCGCAGAGGAGGAGGCCCACAGUGACUCUGGUAGAGAUGGAUGCAAAAUUCAAUUCCGUUCACAUUUAAAGGCCAGCUGACCUAAUCUGAACUUUCUGAAAUGAGAUGUGAAUGGAAAGGCAGCCAUCCUUUGAAAUUCGCAUUUUGCCGAAUUUUGCUAUUUAUUUUCUCUUUACAUUUAUAUUCCACCUUCCUCCAGGGAGCCCAAGGUGUGACAUACAUAGUUCUGUUCAUCUCCAUGUUAUCUUCACAAGAGCCCUGUGAGGUAGGUUAGACUAAGAGUGAGUGACCAGCCCAGGUUCACCCAGCAAGCUUCAUGGCUGAGUGGGGAUUUGAACCCUAGUUACUUAGUCCAACAUUCUAACCGCUUCACCACACUGGCUCCAGGGAAUAUAGUUCUCCAGCCAAGUAAUGUGUACAAAAGGCACACACUGGUGUAUAAUGUCCACAUAAUGCCGAUACAGGUGAAAAUAACAAACAAAAUGCAUUGUAUGAGGGAAGUUUGCUUGCAAAAGGGUGUACAUUAGACUGCAAAAAUGUGUUUAUUAGGAGAUAUGCACACUGAAAUGCUGAUUAAUUUCUGUGAAUAUUUUUUUAAAAUCUGCAAAUUGCUGUGGAAAUGUGGAAAAGUAAACAGGGUGGCGCAUCAUGUUUUUGCCGCCUGAGGCGAAACGGGAAGGUGCUGCUACUGCCACCUUGCUGCCUCCCUUACCUGAGUCACAUGGCAGUGCCUGUGAAGUGGCAGUGGCAGGUUCUGGCAAUAUCUUGCCGGAAGCUUCCACCACUGCUGCCACCACUUCUCUGUCACUGGCAGGGGUGGGUGAGACGCUCUUGGGGGCACGGCCUCAGCAUUCUUCAUGGGUGGCCCAGUCCUGAAAGGAAAAUUUAAGAUUGGAAGAACUGGAAACUUUGACAGAUUUGCCCAACUCUCACCUGGGAUAGCUUCUUUCCAAAUAGAAAUCAUACAAAGAAAGACUUGUUUUCAGAAAAAGAGCUGAGUAAAGAAAGGAGGGGUUUGACCUGAGGGAGGAAGGAAGCCUAAUGGGGCCCUUAGGAGCAUGUUUCGGUUAACUAUCAAGCCAUUUCCUGAUGGCAGGAGGCAGGGUGUUAAUUAUAGGAAAUGGAUCUCAUUCAGGACAUGUUACUUUAAAAGGGACUGUCAAGAUUGCAAGCAUACAUUUUACUCAAACUCAGUUUCCUGUUAAGCUACUGAAGAGUUUGGGGUGAUGAUCUAAUUUCACUGCAUUCAGGGCCGUCUUACCCAUAGGCCGUAGUGGUGCGGGGCACCAGGGUGCCGGGCUCUCAGGGGCACCAGGCCAGGAGUCUGGGGCCCGAGAGCUGGAGUCUGGAGAAGCGGCCAUGGCAGCGGGUGAUGGCCAGGGGAGAAGAGGGGAGCCCCAGGCCCCCCGAGGCCUCCCCCAUGCCCCUCCAGAAAUGGCGCCCUGCGAGGCCGGCGGUGGGAGUUCCCGGCACCUUACUCUGCUGCGUUUGCCCUGGCUGGGUCUUGGCACUGGUGGCGGCCUUGCUGGCCGCAAAGUACUAUCAGGACUUGGUGGUGGCCAGUGGCAGAUACCGGCUUAGGUAGCCUCACCACGGGGGAUGGAGAAAUCUUUGUGAGGCAUCUGCAGGAAGGGAUGCUGGAAGUCGGGGCUUCUUGGGGGGCAGUGAAGGGGAGAAUGAGUGGAGUCAGGACUGGUCUCAUGUGGCUGAGAAGUUGGCGGGCAAAAAAAGACAUUUCGGGGGUGCCUUUUGUUUUGCAUUUGGGGAACCUUUUUGUUUUGCAAUCUGUGUAUAGUGCAGCCCCGGAGCUGCCUGUUCAGAAAGGAAGCCUCGUGACUUCCAAGUAAAGUGUGUAUCGCAUUGCAACUUCACAGUGCCAUCCUCUCCCAAGUCCCGUGUGGGAUUCUUCAGCGGGAUAUACCAGUGAAUAGACUGGUAGCCUGAGGUUUGCGAUUGUCCGUGUGCUUGGGAGCAAGUCCGCUUGAAUACCACGGGGUGCACUUCUGCGUAGACAUGCAUAAGCUUGCAAUGUAAAUAUACCUCGCGUAGCAUUUAAUGAAUGUAGGCAAUUAACAGCCACAGGGAUGGGAUCGCCAUCACUGCACAUCUUCCGUAACACUAGUCAUCCAAUGAAGCACAAUGGUGGGAGAUUCAUAGGCACAAAUUUAUUCACCCUGUACAAUCCAGAUGUUGUUGAACUACAACUCCCACCAACCCAAGCCAUCGGAUAUGGGGGGCUGGUAGGAGCUGAUGCGAAUUGUACUCCAACAACAUAAUAUGGGGUGCGCCACAAUAUCUGCCCCUUUGGUACAUAGUUGAACUAUGAGAUUUGUUGCUACAAGAUGUGAUGAUGGCUACAGGCUUAGAUGAUGUGUGUGACAUGUUCAUGAAAGGUCUGUUGUGGCUAUUAGUUAUAACAGCUACCUAGAAACCUCUGUGUUUGUCCGAAUGCCAGUUGCUGGGGUGGCUGUCUUGUCAUGGUUGUGGGCUUCCUAGAGUAUCUGGUGUGUGAUGCAGAACUAGAUUUAAGUAUUUCCAGGUGGGAAGUGCCAGGUGCUGCCCAGGAAUUUGAGGAAAACAAAAGUCCUUUGUAGGUUUUAAAGCAGGGGUUGGAUGGCCAUCUGUCAUGGAUGCUUUAGUUGAGAUUCCUGCAUUGCAGAGGGUUGGACUAGAUGACUCUUGGGGUCCCUUCCAACUCCACAAUUCUAUGAUCUCCAGUGCCAGAGACAGCAUGCCUCUGAGACUGUGCACACCGUACUUCAAAGCUCAUUUAACAUGCGCACGUACUACAAGAAUCCUGGGAACUGAAGGAUGCUUGAAAAUGCCGCUCUGAUGUGUAACUACAGUUAACAGGAUUCUUUUUGAGUGGGCGGGUGCUUCAGAAGUGCUUUAAAUGUUUGCUUUGUAUGCAGCCAGAAUAUGAGUUACUGGGGAAUGACAGAGAGAGGGCUAAGGUGCUCAUGUCCUGCACAAGGGCUUCCCAUAAACUUCUGGGAUGGUCACUGUAGGAACUGAAUGCUUGACUAGAUGGGCUCUUAGUCUGAUGCUGCAGAGCUCUUCCUGAGUAAGGAUAUCCCAUAAUUCUUCUUGACGUAUAAGCAUUGUGUUUAGGUGAACAGGGAAACAUUACUGGUGGUUCUUUUCCUCAGUACUGUGAGUGAGGUACACCACGAGGUGCCCGGCUUUGCUCAGUUACAGACACCGAUGUUUCGGGUUGCUUUGUUGCCCUGGGCUGGGGGGGCAGAUCUUUGCACCCCGGCACUGCAUAUGCUUAAGACAACCCUGACUGCAUUCACUUCCUCCUUCUUAGAAUGAAAAGUGUGGACAUUCAUUCCACUUUGCUUGCUUCCCGAUUUCCACAUCCAGCAGCCUCAGGAUGGCUGCAGCAGGCAAGGAUUGGCAUGGAGCAGGUUAUGGCUACAAGAACAUCCUGCUUUUCUCAUUAGGGACUCAUGGUGGCAUAUAUGGUUCUCUUCCUCCCAGUUUAUCCCCACAACAACCGUGUGAGGUAGGCUAGGGUGAGAGAUAAGUCAAGGUCACCCAGUGAGCUUCAUGGCUGAGAAGGGGUUUGAACCCAGGUCUUUGAGCUCUUAGUCUGACAACUCUAAUCAACACAUUUCACUGGCUCACAUGGCUGCCACGAUUUGGUUUCUUCUUUUUCUCCCCAGUAUUUUUUCACUUGCUCACCAAAAAAAUCAUCACAGAUCCAGACUUAGAAAAUUCUCUACCCUUUGUCAAAGACAAAACUUUUAAUAAUAAGAAUACCUAGCUGCUGCUGCUGCUUUCAAACUUAACACUUCUCAUCAUUGUAAUCUUACCGACACCCUUGUAAGGUAGGCCAAUUAUUAUCCUCAUUUUUUGCACAGGAAGGGUGCAACCUGUAUAGGCUGUGGUCUGUACUUUGAGAGUGAAUGCAAUCAAGCAGACCAGCUAAACCAUCCCUCUUUACUGCCCCUGCCACCAGAGUAGACACAGAACGGGGGGGGGGGGGCAAAGAAGCUUGACCCUCUCCACCCAGCCCAGUCCCCUGAUGGAAAUGCAAAUCUCCUGCUUUCCAGUCUUCUACUUGAUCAGUUCAUGAGCAGGGGGGUGUGUGAUUACCUCCCCUCCUCACUGAUUUGCACAGCUCAGCUGGGGAAAGGGGUUAUGUGUGCUGUGUAUGUGUGUGAGAAACACAGAAAGUGGUUUGUGUGACCAUGCCAACUUUUGGCCAUGUCCACCCCAGAAGGCUGACUAUGGGUGGAUGAUGCUCCCCCCCCAAAAAAAAUUGUUAGCCACCCCUAACUUUAGGGGUCACAAUAAUUUCUGAAGAGGUGUUCUAAAAAAUAAAUGAACCUAACCAUAUUUUCUCCUUCCUCAGGGGAUUCCAGCCGAAUAGUUUUCUCAUUCCACCGAAAGGGGGUUCAGAAUUACGACACUUUUCUCCUGAGCAAAGAUGGGGCAACUCUCUAUGUGGGAGCCAGAGAUGCUAUCCUUGCUCUUGACAUCGGCAGCCCUGACUCCAUCAGGCUGAAGGGUGAGGUGAGUGGGAAAUGGGGAUUUGAGAUAAGAUGUGCUGGAGGAAAAUGAGGGGGGUGGGUCUGACAUGGUGUUCUGGUGAUGACAAGCCUUCUGCCCCCUCUCACAUAGCUACCACCUCAUCUCUUUAGAAAGCUCAACUCCCAGGGGGUGGCGAUUUCUUUGAAUCCCAAAGAAAUACAAGGAGAAGCAGGGCUAGGCACCAAUUCCCCUUCUCAUUUCCUCAAGACCAGCGUGACUUACUUUUGCCCAGCAAAGCCUGCCGUUAUAAGAUCGUGAACCAAAGGGUCCUAGACUCAUGAGGGGGAAGAAUGCUCUUUGAGUUUAGCCGCAAGAACUAAUUUCCUAGAAUUUCUUUAGACUCAGAUAGAAAAUAAGAGGAAAGAGUGCAAAGGUGAAAGCAGAACAGUACGUCAAAAACAAACGAAGCAGUUCAAGCCAGGUCUCGCUAAACUGUUUCGGUUCCUUACAGGCAGGUUUCUGGACACCUCAAGUACAGGAAUCUUAUGUGGGGGUUGCGUUCCGGGGGAUUGUGCCUAAAGGAAAAACUGCAUAUAGUCAAGACAUAGGGUUCAAUGGUGGGUGGGAUUGCCAAACUCUUUCCCACCCCAGAUGCCCUGCCCCUUGCCACCACCUUCUUAAUUCCCCUUUUUUGUGUGCCAAGCCUGUAAAGCUGAAUGCGCACAAGUUAAAUGCAUGUAAGUUAAGAGCUUACUGUGUAGAGUUAAAAAUAAAUAAAUUAUUACUUGUACCCUGCCCAUCUCAAUGAGUUUCCCCAGCCACUCUGGGCUGCUUUCAAUAGAAUAUAAAAGAACCCACCAAAAUAUCAGAUGUUAAAAGCUUCCUGAUACAGAACUGCCUUCAGAUGUCUAUGGAAGGUCAUAUAAUGAUUUAUCUCCUUGACAUCUGAUGGGAGGGCAUUCCACAGGGCAGGCACCACUACCGAGAAGGCCCUCUGCCUGGUUCCCUGUAGCUUUGCUUCUCGCAGUGAGGGAACCGCCAGAAGGCCCUCAGAGCAGGACCUAAGUGUCCAGGUUGAACGAUGGGGGUGGAGGCACUCUGCACUCAUGGUCCAACGCAUUGAGGACCACAGGAUUAUAUAACAACAGCCCUCUCUUAAAAGGUGCCAUCCCAGGUCCUGUUUAACCAGCAGAAUUAGCCAGCUGAUCACCUUCACCAAAAUAAUGUCCAGAGGCCAGAGACAAGUGGCUGUAAGGUGGGAAUAAGCCACCUAGUGAAAACCACAACAUUAUCUCAAUUUGUGGACAGGACUUCUCCGUUUACAGAUAAUAGAGGACUAGGAAGACUCAAGAAUCUUAAAAGGGGCAGACUGGGGACAGCAGAAAUGUGCCACAACUGGCACUUUUCCAAAUGUUGUGCUGCCGUUUCUCUAAGUGGGCAAAAAGAAACAUGUAUUUGGAUAGGGAGGGGAAGGAAAUAACAUGCAAAAAAUGUGUUAUAUUAUUAGAGGAAAUGGCAAACUGCAAUUUGCUUAUCAGCCCUACAAUGCUGACAAAUUUCACGAGGGCGUUAAAAAAAACCCACAAAGGGAUAUGCAAAUGUGGAGAAUUGAAUUUUAGACUGGAAAAAUGAGAAACUCAGAGAAUUACUACUACUACUACUACUACUACUACUACUACUAUCUAAAGUCUUUCCCUUUUCCUGUGAUAGAUACUGUGGGGCCCCACAGCCACAAAAAAGGUUGAGUGUGUCUUCAAGAAGAAAAGCAAUGAGGUAAGAUAUGUCUAUGUCUCUCUGUGUGUGAAGCUUUAUUUCCUUGCUUAGGAAUUAUAACUUAGUCUGUAUGUGUGUCUGCAUGCUGCAAAUAUAAAAGCAGACCCUGAAUGGGGUGGGGGUUGAAUCAGGGCCGGUGGACAUGAUGCUGACGAAGGGGGAGCUUAACUCUUUCCUCCUGCAUUUGGCUGGUUUUGGUCCCUAUCUCCACUCCAAAACUGCUGCCUGACCCAUGGGGUAGGGGUAGGGGUAGGGGUGGGGGUAAGAUAUAGGAAACUCAGCUUUGCAAGAAGAAGAAGCAUAAAACCAGGGGUGGUUCUGCUUGCAGGUCUCCUGUGCCAUGUCUAGUGUGCCUUCAAAUUGGUAUUUUCUGUGGGGCCAGGCGAGGGAGGAACAAGUCAGUCCAGACGUAUGCUUAAUACAACCUAAAAUGGCUUCAGGACUGUGGGAUCUACUCUGGGUGGGUGGGGGUUUGUCUGUUUUUUUUGGGAUGAGGGGAUUACUUGCUCUCUCAGAUCCACUGGUGCCAGGUGCAAACCAUGUACAUUGACAGUUAAGAGAAUUUUGAGCCCAGGAGUUUGUCUUGAGUGCUAGAACUGAAUGGAGAUCACAGUCCAUAAAUACACACACACACACACACACACACAGAGAGAGAGAGAGAGAGAGAGAGAGAGAGAGCGCGCGCCAUUCCUGGUCUGCUUGCUCUGCCUCCCCCCCCCCAUUUCUUCAUUUCAACAGUAUAAUUUAAGGGGUGGAUGGGGGUCUUUGUUCCUGCCAUUGUUAAACUGUUGAGAAUCAGAAAUCCUUGCCGAUGUAUUUCAAAUCACCCAGGGCACUUGUCAAAGCAGAAUUAUGCACAAGUGUCACUCCCCCUGGUGGAUAGUUUAUUCAUUUGCUUAUUGGGGAAUUUAUAGCUUGUCUUUGGACAAGAGAGACCCUCAAGGAGCAGUAAUGAAAACCAAACAGACAGUCUUGACUGUAAGCUGAUUAAACAAAGGAGAGGGGGGGGGGCAGCAGCCUCCCAUACUUGAAACUAAAAGCCAAAGCUUGUCUGGAUAAAUAGAAGUUUGGGGUCUAUAUAAAGCUCUUGAAUCUGUCAGACCUGAGCAGGUAAUUCGUGCCAUAACUGUUGGGAGCCACCACCAAAAGGCAUUCUUCUGGAGUGCCUCCCAAUCCUAACAGAUGGCGGGGCUUUGCUAGAUUUUGAAGAGCAGGAUGGUGCCUCUGUGUCAUGGCCCCUUAUCUUGCACAGCCUCCUGAGCCAGGUGAGACUCAUUGGAAGAGGAAGAGUUACCCCACGAAAGCAGCUGUAAGAAGGGCCCAUAGCCUCCCAUGUAGAGGAACUGCAGGCUUCAUGUUUUAAGGAAACAAAUAAUGCAGGUGUUACCUCUCAACCACUUCAAAAACCCAUUUGAACUUGUAAGCGGAAAAGGGCUGCUUUCGUGUGCAUUCUGUACACUGUAGGACACAGUUGUGCGUUUCAACAACCUCCCGGUGGAAACUUCCUCUGGGAUGCAAAUUUAAGUGGCAGCUGAAUCUUGAUUUCCCCUCUUUAUCUCCACAGACAGAAUGUUUCAAUUUCAUCCGUGUCCUGGUGCAGCUGAACGACACACACCUUUACGCUUGCGGGACGUACGCUUUCAGCCCCACCUGUACUUACGUUGUGAGUUCCUGGGGCAGAGAGGGAAGGGGGCGGUCUCCACCAGGCUAGCAACUAAGCAAGGAGUAGCCAAGGUGGUGCCCUCUGCCAGUUGUUGGACUCCAGCUCCCAUCAUUCCCAACCACUGGCUAUGCCGGAUGGCGCUGAUGGGACUUGUGGUCCAACAUCUGCAGGGUGCCACACUGGCUAGUCCUGGACUGGCGAAAACCUCUGCAUCCUUUGUGAUGUUGCAUCUAAUCUCCAGGGGAGCACCCAUUGGAUUUCCAGACUGCUAUGCUGCACGCCUAUAACUGCCUCUAGAGACCCAAUGGAUGCCUUGUACCACCUGCCCACCCCUGAACUGGAGCAGCCUAGUAACUAAGAGGCUGAGGCAAAAGACCAGAGAUCCCUGGUUUGAAUCUUGCUUUGCCAUGAAGUCGCUAGAUGAACCUUAGGCAAGCUGUUUUUGCACACAGCUCAACUCCCCCGUCUGCAGCAUGGAGAGAACAAUAAAUGUUUGGUUGAUUCUCAGAGCUUAGUCUCACCAUUUUCCAAACACAGAGCCUCAUCCAGACACAAAACUUUGAGGUUUUCUACAUCCAAGCAGUAUAUAUAUAUAUGUUGGUGCUGACCUUUAAAGCCCUACACGGCCUCGGCUCAGUAUACCUGAAGGAGCGUCUCCACCGCCACCAUUCUGCCCGGACACUGAGGUCCAGCUCCAAGGACCUUCUGGUGGUUCCCUCACUGCGAGAAGUGAGGUUACAGGGAACCAGGCAGAGGGCCUUCUCGGUAGUGGUGCCUGCCCUGUGGAAUGCCCUCCCAUCAGAUGUCAAGGAAAUAAACAACUAUUGGACUUUUAGAAGACAUCUGAAGGCAGCCCUGUUUAGGGAAGUUUUUAAUGUUUGAUGUUUUAUUGUGCUUUUAAUAUUCUAUUGGGAGCCACCCAGAGUGGCAGGAGAAACCCAGCCAGAUAGAUGGGGUAGAAAUAAUAAAUGAUGAUGAUGAAGAUGAUGAAAAAAUCAAAUGAAAAAACAAAACAACAAAAAAAGCUUACUGAACAUUUGUGAACUAGUCAAGCAUUCCUGCUUGACCUAACCUAACCUCCAAAGGUGUUUAGAGGAUCAGAACAAAGCAAGGGUUACGCAUAAGGCACCCAGAGUGUCCUAGAGGAAGAUAAGACCCAUGCCCAAAAUGCAGUAGAUAUAAUUAUGCAAAAAGAAUUAUGCAAAACUAUAUUAGGAAGAAAUGACAUUUCCCAAAUUGUGCAGCAAAUAGGGAUGCUUGCUCUCUGAAGGACGCAUUCCAAAUAUUCUUUUUUCCUUCUUUUCCCCCUUUUCUUUCCCUGGCUUGCUAGGACCUGGAGAAUUUUACCCUAGCGACUGAUGUAAACGGCAAACCUCUCCUCCUGGAAGGGAAGGGCAUUUGCCCCUUUGACCCUCAACAUCAGAAUACAGCAAUCGUAGUCGGUGAGCCCUUGUAACACCCCAGAAUCAUUGCCUGUCCCCCACGACACAUUACUAAAGGCUCUAAUCCAGCCUUUCUCUCCAGAUGUUUUGGACUACAACUCCCAUCAGCCCCCGCCAGCUGGCAAUAGAGGCCUGUGCUGUGCCCGGACCCAUGCUGGUGCCUUUCCCAGGGAUGUGCACUGGAGAUGAGAUGCCCAUUCUGAGAUUUAACUGUUAUGGGCCCUGGGGAAGGAGCUGAAGGGUGGGGAUGUUAGCAAAGCAUACUGACUGGCAAUGAAUUACCAGAACUCCAGAAAACAGGGACUGUUCCUGAGAAGGAAUCAUCUUGUUUCCUGCCUUUACUCUGCAGAUGGCGAGCUUUACACGGGUACCAGGAACAACUUUCAAGGCAACGAGGCCAUCAUCACUCGCACCCUGGGCAGCAGGACUGUUUUGAAGACAGAUAACUGGCUGCAUGGUAAGAGCACAACCGGAGGACUGGGGAAGGGGGAAGGGUCUUAGUCCAACCCCCAACUAGAAUCCAGUGACUCCCACCAUCCACCAUGGCCUGGUCGCCUAGGCAACUGAUAAGUUAAUGGAUUGGUACCCAGAGAAGAUGCAUCUCCUAGGCAACAAGCUUUCGCCUGGGGAUUCACGCCAGCUGGGUCAAGAACUGGGAGGGCAAAGGGGAUCUCAUGUCUGGCUUCCUUCUCCAGGUGAUGCAGCUUUUGUGGCCUCCUUCAACAUCCCGGUCGAUGACAAAGUCUACUUUUUCUUUGGGGAAACAGCUAAGGAGUUUGACUUCUUUGAGAAACUGACCGUCUCCAGGGUGGCUCGUGUCUGCAAGGUGAGCCGUCUCAAGAAUCAAGGGAGCUUUUGAGCUGGGACUUGUUUGGGCUCAGCCCCAGGAACAUAUUUUCCGUGGCAAAGGUUUAGCUCUUGAAUGUCUGAAGGAGUAAUACAUGAGCAUGUGCAGAGUGGCUAUCCCUUGCCUUCAUUCAUCACAUAUCUGGGAUUGGAAAAGAGGGUUUCCCAAGAAGGAACUGGAGCCAGAAUUUAAUUUUAAUUAUUUUGCUAACAUAUUGGAAAGGAUUUUCCUUUACAAAAAAAGACAACAAUAAGGUCAAGGUUGGUAGUUUGGAGCAAGGAGACAUAAUAGAGAUUUAUUCCCUUUUGGACAAUAGUGGACUGCCAAUGAUUUUCCCUUUCCCUCUCGUAAUGCUUGAAUUAUAAGAAGCAGAUUUGGGGCAGACAAAUGAAAGGACGAAGUGUAAUUUGAGAAUCCACUGGCACAAUAUGUACUGAUGGCUGGUAGCUUAAAUAGUUUUUAGUUUUGGAUUUUUUUAAAAAAAUAUUGGACAAGUUCACAGAGGCUAGGUCAGCCAGUGGCAAUUACAUAGGACUUCUGUGUUCAGUCUCCCUCUGAAUAUCAGAUGCUUUCAUGCCCUUGCUCCUAUCCAUCCUUCCUGAAAUCUCUUAACUGGAGACCAGAACAUAAGGGGAGCUUCUGCUAAAUCAGAAAGGAUGGCUUUCUAGGGUUGCUUUCCCAAAACUGAUGCCCGCCAGAUGUUAGUAGUAGUAGUAAAAGUGGCAUCAUCAUCAUCAUUGCAUUUAUUAGCCUUCACCAGCAGGUCAAAGGGCAGGUUGCAACAAUUUAAAAUUCAGAAUUAAAGAUAGGAAAAGCAAUUAGGGGUGUUGUACUACUACUGCCAUUAUCACUGUCCAUUGGCUGUACAGUUAGGGCCAGUGACUCCAGCAUUGCAGCAUGUUCCUUUGAAUCCCUUCCAACUCUACAAUUUUAUUACAGUGGUACCUCGGGUUACAGACGUUUCAGGUUACAGACUCCGCUAACCCAGACAUACCGUAGUACCUCAGGUUAAGAACUUUGCUUCAGGAUGAGAACAGAAAUCGUGCAGCGGCGGUGCAGCGGCAGCAGGAGGCCCCAUUAGCUAAAGUGGUGCUUCAGGUUAAGAACAGUUUCAGGUUAAGAACGGACCUCCGGAACGAAUUAAGUUCUUAACCCGAGGUACCACUGUAUUCUGUGAACAUUUGUAGGGUUGCAAGCUAUGGAAGGUUGAUCUAAUGACUCUAGCAUAGGGAUAUCAAAAAACCGCUGGUGAAAAUUGAAAAGGAAGUGAAAAUUGCUGCAAUCUGUGCUUCCGUCUGUGGCCAGGAAUGGAAAUCAGUCAGGCGAAUUCUAUUUGUACUUCUUCACAUAAUUUUGUUGGGUUUUUUUAAGCACACAAACAAUACAUAAUGAAUGGCUUAUUAAACAUUGUUAUAACGUUUCUCUUUUACAUUGCGAUGAAUGUAACUUCACAAUUUACAUAACUUACACUAAACAGCAGACAGCAAGAUGAAUAACAUAGUAGUUGGUGAAAUCUGAACUGCAGUGGAAUGGAAGCAGUGCUGAUUGUGACAAAAUGCAGUUUGGAGGGGAAAUCGCUGCUUUUUUACAUCCCAACUCCAGCAUCUUGCUUUUUCUCUCAGUGGUCAACCAGACUCCUCUGGGAAGCCCAGAAGCAGGACACCCAUGUAGGGAACAGCUAGGGAUUGAACCUGAGACCUGCCUCCAGAUCAUAGGUGGCAAACUUCACACAGGCACAAUGAACAACUUUUCAAGUGUGUAUUAUAAAUAGUUAAAUAAAUGGGAAGAAAAGUCACAUUGCACAUCCUCAGUGUGAGGACUAAGCAUAUGCUUUUACCACUGUUGUUGUUUAAUACAUCGUGAUUCAGGUUUCAUUAUAAAAUCAAGGCCAAAAUCAAGAGAAAAAUGUGCAACAUUGCAUAAAACAGAAAAACAAAGCAAACAGUAACAUUGACAGGAUUAAUACAGAUAACCAGCAAUCUGAUUAUCCCAAGAGAGCCAUUAUACAAUUCAGGGGCUACUUAGGGACCUGAAGGUGAAGGGGAGGUUAAUAAUAAUAAUAAUAAUAAUAAUAUACAGUGGUACCUCGGUUAUCAAACAUAAUCCGUUCCAGAAGACCGUUCGACUUCUGAAAUGUUCGAAAACCGAGGCGCAAAGGGAGGUCUGCAAAGUCCAUGAAUAAAAUUGGAAAAAACUCAGCGGAAGCCAUUGGACUUCCAAGGCACAUUCGAAAACGGAAGCAUUUACUUCCAGUUUUCGCCGUUCAGAAACCGAAACGUUCGGCUUCCGAGAUGUUCAGCAACUGAGAUACCACUGUCUACUCGUUCAAUUGGUCUGCUAUCAGGCCAACAGUGAGUAAGCGAGGAAGUGGUUAAAUUGUCUCCCUGGUUUGUUAGUGAUGCUUGCUUUUCCGUCCUCCCUAGAAUGAUGUUGGAGGAGACAAGGUGUUGCAAAGGAAAUGGACCACAUUUCUGAAAGCUCAGCUGUCUUGCACCCAGCAGGGGCAGUUCCCUUAUACCGUCAUCCAACACAUGUUUGCCCUCCCACAGCCAGGAGGUGGUGCUGAUUUCUACGGUGUCUUCGGUUCUCAGUGGUAAGGUUGUGAGGGUCUUAGUCUUAGUGAGGGUGGGGGAGAAAUUUGGGUUGGUUUGCAUUUUAACGGGAACCUCCCUAAUCUGCACUUCCCCAAACAUUAAAUAAAACAUUAAAUUGGUAUCUGAAGAAGUGUGCAUGCACAUGAAAACUUAUACCCAGAACAAACUUAGUUGGUCUCUAAGGUUCUACUUGACAAUUUUUCAAUUUUUUUAUUUAUUAAAUUAAUUGAAACACAACUAUCCUUCAAAACUUGUGCUUCUCUGAAUUUUGCAAUGUAGUUCUCCAGCCCCAAAUUGCAUAUCUUACUGACAGCAAAAAGCCAAAAGGAAUUAUAUUAGGCAAAAUUGUUUAUUAAAAAAGUGUGUCAGGAGAAAUGCACACUAAAAUGCUGACAAAUGCUUGUACAGACCUUUUUAGAAAAAUAUAAUAAGGCAAACUGAUGUGGAAAUGCAGCAAGCUGAACUUGAGAUUGGAAAAAUGAGAAACUGAAAAAAGCUGAAAUUGACAGAUCAUCCACUCUUACUUCAGAAUUCAUUUUUGGUCUAGCAUUGUGCUAAUUGGAGAUAAAUAAAUGUGCCUCAGAGAAUAUGCAAAAUUCUAGUGGGGUAACUACCUUGUAUAUUUCUUUGCAGGCAGGCAGGAAAUCUUGGGAGCUCAGCGGUGUGUGCCUUCAGGCACGAUGCUAUCAAAAAAGCCUUUGAUGGGAAAUACAAAGAGUUGAACAAGGACUGUUCCCGAUGGAUGACCUACAACGGCCAGGCCAUGAACCCUCGUCCUGGCAGUGUAUGUAUUGUUCCUAGCAUUCUCCUUGCAUUGAAGCCAGAGUCUGCCUUGCCCUCUUCUUAAUCAAGUUUGAUAUAAACUUUCCUGCCUUUAAAUGUAGUUCUUGCACCAAAUUGAACAGGCCCUAGAAAGGCAGCCAUAACGCCUUGGUAAACUCACGAGGCAAGUGUUCCCCAGGUUGGAAUGGAUGUUCUUCCCAUCAGCAAUACUCCUGGGCCAAAUCCAGUGGUUUAUCCAAAACAAAUCAUGUACCUAAAAAGGGCAAUACGUGGGCCAUGUUGUCUUAAGGUUUGUUGUCCCCUCUGUACCUUUCUCUUUGCCUCUCCAUAUGCUUGGACUGGUGGUAACAUGGCAGAAGGUGUUAUGUAUCCAGCAUGCCUGGAAUUUUGCUGCCAUAAAAUGGUUUGCACUGUUGGUCACGAGUUCACCUGGAGGGGUUGUUCAGUUGUGCAACAAUGUCAAAGUAAUGUCAGGCGAGGAGAGUAUUUCACUGUACCUGGAAUAGUGCUGAUGCCAACUGAAUAGUGGUGACCUCCCAGUUCACCUAGAUCAGCUGUGGACCUUUUCCAAGGUCUAUCAAGAUCAGGGUGUAGAGACGAAAGGUUCCUUCCAUGAUGUUGAUCUGUUUCUUCUGCAAUAGUCGCAGGAUAAGAUUUUAUUCCUUCUGUUGUCCUGCCCAGUUGCAGCCCUUUUCUCUCUUAUGGCAUUUGGUCAGCUGUAGGUGUCCUUUGGAGGGUCCCCAAAGCUUUCGAUUCAUCACACAGAGCAAUUCAAGCCUCUAUAUGUCCUUCCAACUCCCAGCACCUUCCAGAUUCACAGACACUUUAGCCCUGGCUGUCAUCUUCAUAACUACAAGAUCAUGUCACCCACAGCCAGGUGAAAGGGUGGGGAAAACCCACUCAGUUGUUUCUGUGACAAAACACCAACAUAUUUGCACAUGCAGAUAAGCUACUUGGCCAGGGUAUAUUGUCUUAACCAAGAGACUGGAUUGACCAGUUCAGCAGGUUCACUCUGCUAUAUUCUAAGCUCCCCAUUACUAAAUCACAGGCUUGGUGGGACCCACAGAUAUAAUCCAGAGCAACCCCACAAACCUACAACAAUAUUUUAAUUAUUACAGAAAGAACUAAGUGGUGCUCCUGGUCACUCUGUUGGCUUUUUGCAGCACCAUAGCUCAGGGCCAGCUUUGCCUGGAAAAAGGCCCCCCAUUCAAUCUGUGACAUCUCCAGGCAAGGCUGGAAAAGAACCCUGCCUGAAUCUCUGGCUGCAAGUGGCUGCAAGUCAGUAUAGAUCUGGGGUAGCUGACGUGAUGCUCUCCAGAAGUCGUUGGAUGACAGCUUCCAACAUCGCAAACCAUUGGCCAUUCUGAGGGCAGCAGCUCAGUACAGGGGUACCUUGGUUCUGGAACUUAAUCUGUUCUGGGAGUCUGUUUGACUCCCAAAGCCAUUCAACAACCAAGGCACGGCUUCCGGUUGGCUGCAGAAGCUUCCUGCACUCACUCGGAAGCCAUGGAAGCCGCAUCGGACAUUCGGCUUCCGAAAACAUUCGCAAACCAGAACACUUACUUCUGGGUUUGUGGCAUUUGGGAGCCGAUGUGUUCAGGAGCCAAACCUUUCGGGUACCGAGAUACCACUGUAUAGUUUUACAGUAAAAAGCUAGAAGAACUAAUCGUCUGACUCAGUCAAAGGCAGCUUCCUAUCUUUUAUAAUGUUUGGGCUUCUUCUCCCUACAGUGUUCUGUCGGCCCGUCUUCAGACAAAGCUCUGACGUUCAUGAAAGACCACUACCUGAUGGAUGAGAAGAUUGAGCCGACCCAUAACCAACCUCUGCUGGUGAAGCAAAACAUUAAAUACACCCGGAUUGUGGUGCACCAAACUCAGAACAGCUUGGGACAUCCCUACAACGUGAUGUUUCUUGGGACAGGUAUGGGUGGUCGUUGUUGUUGUUUGCUUUGGUGGUGGACAUUGAGCUAAUUGCUUUGUCACCUCGUUAUUUCCUUUGACCCAACAAGGGCUGCAACAUUUAACCAACUGAUGAGCUGAACAGCAUUGAUCACAAGCAUUUUGAUUAAUAAUAAUAAUAAUAAUAAUAAUAAUAAUAAUAAUAAUAAUAAUUUUUAUUAAUACCCUGCCCAUCUGGCUGGGUUUCCCCAGCCACUCUGAGCAGCUUCCAACAGAAUAUUAAACAGAAUAAAACUUUAAACGUUAACAACUUCCCUAAACAGGGCUGCCUUCAGAUGUCUUGUAAAAGUCAGAUAGUUGUUUAUUUCCUUGACAUCUGGUGGGAGGGCAUUCCACAGGGUGGGCGCUACCACUCCCAGAAGCUAGCUACAUGCCACGUCCAUCAUGUCGAAGGUCACCAGAUAAUGUUCAUAGAACAGAUAAGGUUCAUAGAAUCAUAGAAGCGCAGAGUUGGAAGGGACCCAAAGGGGCCCUGCAAUGUAGGAACCACAACCUUCUCCCAUGAGAAACUGGGAAAGCUGAUUGUGGGAGUGCAGACACCUUUGUCUUCCCAAGCCUCACCCAUCUUAGCUCUUUCUGCUUAGGGCCUAAUUUCCCCUUGAAGUCAGGAGGGGCAGCACAAGAGAACAGCCCUCCCCCCCCCCAUGGCUUACUUUCUGUCUGUCAACAGAAAGGCAACCCCCUGCCACACAGUUUGGGCUCUGAAAGUGGAAGUGAACCUCAUGUAUGAGGGAGGGUGGACUGCAAGAGGGGAAGAGAUCAGUUCCCCUCACCCACAUGCAUGGGUGUAGCCAGGAUUUUUGUGGGGGGCGGGUUUCAGGCCUUUUGUUGGGGGGGACAGAAUCUCAGUUAACUAUGUAGGGGGCAGCUGCCCCUCUCCACCCCCCACCCCUUGGCUACGACCAUGCCCACAUGUGUCCCUUUUGGGGACACAGAGCCCUUGAUGGGGGCAGGCCUGCAUUUUAACAAACCCUUCUGCCCGCACUAUGUCUCACUUGAUACCUUGUCUUCCACAGACAAAGGUGCCCUUCACAAAGCUGUGGUCGUCGGCACCGAGGCUCACAUCAUUGAGGAGAUCCAGCUGUUUGAGAAGCCAGAGGCAGUCCAAAACCUGCUGCUCUCCCCUGGAAAGGUGAGCAUCCUUUCUUGCAUAGGAUUGGGGCAACAUACUUCUAAGGGGCCGUAUCUCAUAAAGAAAACCGCAGACAUCCAUCUCAUAGCUACACAAAGAGAGAAACAAGAAUAAAAAUGAUAAUGACCAUGGCCUUCCUCUGCCUGUGCCUUCUUAGGGGAUUCUGUAUGUGGGCUAUUCCACGGGAGUCCUGCAAGUGCCCUUGGCAAACUGCAGCAUCUACACAACCUGUGCCAACUGUGUUUUAGCGCGAGAUCCUUACUGCGGCUGGGAUGGUCAGAAGUGCCGAGAUAUCUGGGGUGCUACAGAGAACUUGUGAGUAUUUGCAGUAUCCCUCAGGGAUUGUCGCAUCAAAAAAUAACAGGGCCCCCAAAUACGUGCAUGAUAACUGACACAAUCCAUUCACGACAUCAUAAUGUGGUGUUAGCAGUCCUUUCCUAGCUUAUGCUGUGCUAAAUUUCACAUCUGUAGCGUGAAAGAAGCCCGUAUCUUCAUGGAACCUCUCUGUCCAGAGGCAGUCCAUCACUGAAUACCAGAUGCUAGGAACCAACGGCAGGGAACUUGGAAGCUUCCUAGAAGCAUCCGAUUGGCUGCUGUGAGAAAUGUGAUAGUGGGGUAGACGAACUGAAAUAUACUCGGAGUUGAGUGUGGAUUUCAUCCUCUUUAUUCAGCUCCUAGUAGUAAGGAAUGCCAGUUCCCCCGAAAUGUCUGUUUUAUAUACACAGUGGGCCCCAUGUGAUUGGCUAAUUCUAGGAUUCUCCUGUAGGCCAAUCAGGUUGCAGAUUCACUUCCACCUGGAGUUGGAUUGGGUGGCUACUACGGACCAAUCAGACUGCUGCAUUCUGGAUCCUAUUGUUCUAGGAGCAAUCAGACUGCUGCAUUCUGAAUCCUAUUGUUCUAGGACCAAUCAGACUGCUGCAUUUUGGAUCCUAUUCACUCAGGACAUAACAAGGACCCAACUCAGUCUGAUACAACAUGGCUCAGCUUAAUUGCUCCCUAAAUGCUAAUGGUGUUGUGGUGGCACUGGAGCCUACGGUUUUGGGUUGUAGUACUCCUUUUGUGAAGCAUCCCAGAUAUAGGUUAAUACCCUCUCAUUCCCCCCCCGCCGCCCACCUCCCCUUGUUAUUUAUUUAUUUAUCUUAGGUUUAUACCCCCACCUUUCUUCUGUCAUGGAAGCCAAGGUGGUGUGCAUGUGGUUAGGGAGAAUACUUGCCUUGCAUGUAGAAAGUUUCAAAUUCAAUCCUUAAUGUCUCCAGGUAGAACAGGGAUAAAACGCCCUGUCUGAAGCCCUGGGAAGUCGCUGCCCAAAUCAGUGCAGACAUUACUGAACCAGUAAUAACAAUAUAAUCAUAAUCAUAAUUUAUUACUUAUACACCACCCAUCUGACUGGGUUGCUCCGGCCACGCUGGGCAGCUUCCAACAAAAAUACAGUGCGGAGGGGAUCAAACAUUAGAAGCCUCCUGAAACAGGGCUGCCUUCAGAUGUCUACGAAAAGUUAUAUGGUUAUUUAAUUCCUUGACAUCUGAUGGGAGGACGUUCCAUAGUUAGGGUGCCACUACUGAGAAUGCCCUCUGCCUGUUUCCCUGUACCUUCAUGUCUUGCAGUGAGGGAACUGCUAGAAGUUGGAUCUCUGUUCCUUGCCUAGACAGCGGGGGUGGAGACGCUCCUUCAUAUAUACAGGGCUGAGGCCAUUUAGGGCUUUAAAGGUCAGCACCAACACUUUGAAUUGUGCUCGGAAGCAUAUUGGGAGCCAAUGUAAUUAUUUUAGGACCCGUGUUACGUGGCCUGGUGGCUGCUCCCAGUCACUAGUCUGGCAGCCGCAUUCUGGAUUAGCUGUAGUUUCUGAGUCACCUUCAAAGGUGGCCAUUCAUAAAGCACACUGCAGCAGUCCAGUCAGGAGAUAACCAGAGCAUGUACCACUUUGGCGAGACAGUACCCGGGAAGGUGGGGUCUCAUCCAGCGUACAAGAUAGAAUUGGUAGACAGAUGGACUAAAGGUCUGUAUAAAGGAGCUUUCUAAGUUUGUAUGGGUCAUAGGCGCUCACCUAUCCAGGUACUGUCCAGACCUGUCCCACACCUGCUUCAGCAAGGUGGCAUGAACCUUCUCUCUCUCUGUCUCUCUCUGAAAUAAAAUGCAAAUUUUGAGAGGAGAAGUCUGUUGACUGCUGUAACCCACAAGAGCUAAUUGGGCUCUCCAUGGACAGUUUUACAGUCUAAUUCCAAAUGCCAUGUGCUGAAGACAAAAUGCAAGGCUACGUGCUCCAUCUGUGGGUUUUUUGGAGGCCUCUGGUUGGCCACAGAAGAAAACACUGGAUUGGUCUGCUUAGUAGGGAUGAGGGAGAAAUUUGGCUUUAUUCAAAACAUUUUUUUAAUGAGAAUCUACCUAAUACAUGCUUACCUAAUAAUACAUGUGAACUAAAAUGCAGGUAUCUUUUAACCUUCACGCUUCUCCAGAUUUUGCUCUGCAGUUCUCCAACCAAAACAUGUUUACAAGAAUAAAGGCUUCUGUUAGUGAAAAGAAUGUGCUAGAAUGUAUUAAAUUAGGGAAAUUAUUGCAAAAAAAUGCAUAUACUAGGCAAAAUCGCAUGCACAUGAAAAUUAUUAUGAGAUCAUAUAGACUUGUGAGAGGAAAUUGCUGUUUUUAAAAAAAUUAUUUAUGCUUUUCAGGUUUAUACAUUUCACUAAUUUUACAAUCAUUUUAACAUUUCAAAACUUGAGUUCAUCCCCCCUCUUUCUGCGGUUCCUUAAAUUUAUUUUUAAUAUCUUCUGCAUAUUCAAAUUAACUUAAUUUAUUCUUCUACUUUAAAUAUAUACUCUUAUAAAACUGCAGGUUAUUACAAUAAUCCUGCCAAUGUUCUUAUCUGUUUACAAUUUAUCUGUAAAUAUUCAAUAAACCAUUUCCAUUCUUUUAUAAAAAGUUUGUUAUCUUGAUUCUUCCGGUAAGUUUUGCCAUUUCUGCAUAUUCCAUAAGUUUUUUGUAUCCAUUCUUCUUUUGCUGGGACUUCUUCUUCUUUCCAUUUCUGGGCGAGUAACAUUCUUGUCACUGUAGUAGCAUUCAUGAAUAAGUUUCUAUACGUUUUAGGUAGUUCUGUCCCUAUAAUUCCCAAAAGAAUCUCAAUUGGGGAAAUUGCAAUCUGAUGUGGAAAUGGGGAAAACUGAAUUUAAGAUGGGGAAACCGAGAAAAAUCAAAAGGGACAGAUUUGUCCUUCCCCGCUUCUUAGUACAACCCAGUAAGGCAGUUCUUACUUUCCUGUCUUCUCUUUGUUCCUAGGAAUGACUUGGUGCAGAAUAUCGAGACAGGGAAGCCGGAUCCUGGGUGCCAGCCCAAGAGUGGAAUUGGCAGAGCCAUAGCAAGGACUCGGAGUGGCCCUGAAAGCAGUUUGCUAACAAGUUUAGUAUGAGCCUUGCAGAGUUUGAUUGAUCGGCGAAGGUUCUUCCCCUGUUCGGAAACAAAAGGCCUUGUACUUCCCAAGGCUGUUUGUUGCUUUGCGAAAGCAAUGCAUUUGAAAGCAAGAUGCCCGUUUGCUAAAGCCACGCACAAGUUUCAUUUGGGAAGACCAUCCAAGAAAAUGAUAGGGGAGGGGAAUGUGUGUUAGGAAUCCCAAUGGCUGUGGUCGACUAUCUUUGCAACCUCUGCUGCUCCUAAGGAUUUUAAAUUCAUUUCAAGCAGGGAUGAGAAAUUUGCUAGACAAUGUUGGAGGCAGUGAUCAGUCUAUGGCAGAAGGGUAGGAGAGGGUUUGGGGUAGCAAACUGUCAUGUGCACCCAUGUUCACUGUGUUCUCCAGCUGCCUUGGGACAGUCCCUGGUUGUUGCUCUUAUUUUAUCUUUAAGGGAGAUGUUGGUAAUGAUUUUUUUUAAAGAAAAACUUAGCGUGUCCACAAUGUGUGUUCCAUCAGAUUCCAACUCCCUCCCCUCCAAGGUGAAUCCUUUUUGAGCAAAUUCGGCUAGCCAGUCCUGCUAACAGAAGCCUGUGCAACAGGGAUCUCCUCCCACCCACUGCACUCCUAAAAAAAAAAAUUGGCUGGAGGGGUCAGGAGGAGAGAGGAGAUUGUUGCAUCAGGCAAGCAGAAACAUUUGCGCUGAUGGAGCAAUCCCUUAGAGCUAUGUUUAAGGGUGUGAGAUGCAGAUGUGUGCACUUGUGCGCAUGCAAACCAAUGCAUGUGCAUGAACGCUAGAGUGUCCAGCAGUGUGUAGCCAGCCAUCAAGCCCACAUGGUGACUCUUGAAAUGUGAUCAGGGAUGCUGUAAGUACAAACAAUACAUCCUUAUUUUUUAUCUAUGAAAUAGUGGAGGGCAUGAAUUACAGCUUUGUUUCUCUUCCUAUAAAUUUCAGUUAUGACCGCUUCGUUCAACACCAUGGUGAGGCUGCCCUGCCCGCAGGCUUCCGCUCUGGCCAACUACUCGUGGAACUACCCAGACAGGAAGAUUCCGGACAGGCUGAUCCUAGAGGACGACAAGGCCCUAGUCAUCAUUGUGCACGAGGAGACGUUGGGUCUCUAUGAGUGCUGGGCCAGCGAGAACGGCUACCAGCAAUCUGUGGCACGCUACCACGUGAGGACCCACGACUCCCCUGCCAGGGUGGACGGAGCCCGCGAAUCCUAUGCUGAUGGAGAGCCAGUGGGGGAGUAUCGUUCCUACUGGGUCCAGUUUGUCACUGUGACGGUGCUGCUGUCAAUGACCUUGGCUGUCGUGGUAGCGCUGGCCUUUUUCUCCUACCACGACAAGCUGAAAGCGAGGAGCAAAGUGCAGGGCUGCAGCAGCCUCCCUGACGCCAGUAAGGCCUCCGGGCAAGAGAAGGUCCCUCUCAACAGCAGCCAGAUGCCCCCGCAAAGCAGCGAAUACCAGAUGCAGGGCCCUUGCCAGGAAGCUUCCGACAGCUCCAAAACCUGCUGCGUUGAAGUGGGGGGGCCCUUUCAGGACAUCGAUGCUGACAACAACCGCUUGGACUCGGGCCUGGCCAACGGGGACGACUCUAGAGCGGCCGUGGCAGCGGAGGGGAUCUAG